CUCCGACGCGGCGGCGGCGCCGGCGCCGGCGCCGGAAUGCCGCGCUCCCUCGGCUACGGCCACGGCCACGGCCACGAACUCCGCCGCCGCCGCCUCCUCCCCGUCGCCUCCGCGGCGGCGGUGCUCCUGCUCCUCGCGCUGCUCAUCAUCCUCCCCUCCACGCCGCCGGGAGGGCCCCGCGCGUCGUCGGACCCCGCCUCGCUCCUCCGCGCGGCCAUCGCGGCGCACCCGGAGCCGGGAUCCUACGCGCGGCCCUGCGCCGACCACCUGUCCCUCUCCCUCCACCGCCUCCGCGCCGCGGCCGCCUCCCUCGACUCCGGCGACCACCCCGCCGCGCUCCACCUCGCCUCCGCCUCGCUCCAGUACCAGUACGACUGCUCCCACCUCCUCUCCCUCCCGGCCUUCCCCUCCCACCCCAUCACCUCCCGCUUCCUCGCUUCCCUCGCCCCGCCGCGACCCGGCGCCGCCGCCACCACCAAACCCUCCUCCGCCAACGCCUACGCCGCCGCCUUUCCGGCGACCCUCCGCGCGCACGCCACCGUCUGCAACGCAAGCCCAUCAGCGACGACGCAGCGGUCCGAUUACUCCACCGUGCAAGCCGCCAUUGACGCGGCGCCGAACCACACCGCGGGGCAUUUCGUCAUCAAGGUGGCUGCAGGUAUAUACAAGGAGAAUGUGGUAAUUCCGUAUGAGAAGACCAACAUUUUGCUGGUGGGUGAUGGGAUUGGUGCUACCGUGAUCACUGCCUCGCGGAGUGUGGGGAUUGAUGGGAUUGGUACCUAUGAAACUGCAACUGUUGCCGUCAUCGGUGAUGGUUUCCGGGCAAAGGAUAUAACAUUCGAGAACGGCGCGGGUGCGGGAGCUCAUCAGGCGGUGGCAUUCCGGUCAGACAGUGACCGGUCGGUGCUGGAGAACGUCGAGUUCCGCGGCCACCAGGACACACUGUAUGCUCGCACGAUGCGGCAGCUGUAUCGCCGGUGCCGUAUCACGGGGACGGUCGAUUUCAUAUUCGGGAAUUCAGCGGCGGUGUUUGAGGAAUGCGUGAUCAAGACGGUGCCACGGGCAGAGGGAGCUCGAAAGAGCGCGCGCAAUGUGGUGGCGGCAAAUGGGAGGAUUGAUCCAGGGCAGACAACGGGGUUUGUGUUCUGGAAUUGCACACUUGAUGGGAGCAAAGAGUUCUUAGCGUUGUUUCGGGCAAAGCCGGAGUCUUAUCGGCUGUAUUUGGGGCGCCCAUGGAAGGAGUAUGCAAUUACAGUGUAUGCCGGAUGUUAUUUGGGGAAGGUUGUCAGGCCAGUGGGAUGGCUUCCUUGGCGUGGGGAAUUCGCACUCAGGACGCUAUACUAUGGGGAGUUUGACAGUCGAGGGCCUGGUGCAAAUCACACGGCAAGGGUUGAGUGGAGCAGCCAGGCACCAGAACAAUUUGUAGGAGUCUACUCAGUAGAGAACUUUAUUCAGGGGCAUGAAUGGAUUGCAUACUAACUACAAUGUGAAGUGAAAUUAUUAUAUCAGUGUUUCUUGGUGGCAGUUCUACAUCACAAUUUUGAAAAUUAUCUUGAGACUACAAGAUGCUCCAAAGGAUCUGAUGCCAACUGUAUUGACACGGUACAUAGGCCAACUGAUGUGGUUUCUUUUGUGUUUAGUUGUACCUUAGUUUUGUUUUAAUGUUUGGUUGCGCUUUUGGGCUAGUGUCUGGUUACAGAUUUUGUAAUUGCGUUAAUUCUUUUGUAGAAUACAUAUCAAAAAAUGGUUUGCUGCGGAAUAUUUUACAAGCUUAUUUAUGUUUUGCUCCUGCAAUAUAAUUAGUUUGUGGUUGCCUCUGCA
Messenger RNA from Oryza sativa Japonica Group (Japanese rice), 1821 nucleotides. Its product is annotated as probable pectinesterase/pectinesterase inhibitor 51. The record is from RefSeq and is a predicted model, not a curated record. Gene Ontology annotation, molecular function: pectinesterase activity; pectinesterase inhibitor activity. Lineage: Eukaryota; Viridiplantae; Streptophyta; Magnoliopsida; Poales; Poaceae. Gene Ontology annotation, biological process: cell wall modification.